This is a messenger RNA of Diatraea saccharalis (sugarcane borer), 884 nucleotides long. NCBI's taxonomy places the organism in Eukaryota, Metazoa, Arthropoda, Insecta, Lepidoptera, Crambidae. The record is from the annotation of a GenBank genome assembly.
AGGUAACGAGUGUCUUUGAUUACUCACUGGGAAGUCUUGGCGUAUUAAUUUGUAACCAAAUGAUUUCAGCAAUAAACUAUUUUUUAUUUUAAUUUUUGAAGUCAAACUAAGAACCUCCUUUUUUGAAGUUAGUUAUUGAUAUCGACAUAUCGGCCUGUCACGUUACACAUCACCACCGUAAACAGACCUCUGUUAAAUAAGCUUUAUAAUUUAUCCCAGCCUCUCCGUCUAUGUAGAUUGAGCACUGAAGCACCAAAGAGUAAGAUAGUAAGGAUCCCCUGCGAUAAGCUAUAGAUAAUGUAUAUGAAUCAAGCAGCAGUAAAUUCAAAAGCAGUUUCAGUAAAAAAGGUUUUAUAUUUUUUAUUUUUAUGUUUGUGACUUUACCCAUUGAUUUUAUACUUAAUAUAUUUUCCUAAGUGCCGUUUAAUCUAAAAUAGAUUAUACAAAAGUAAUCGUCUCCAUAAACAAUUGUGCGUUUUAAUAUUAUUUUAUAAAUAUGGCUUUCCAAAGGAAACAUUCAAAGCGUAAAAGUAUUCAAUAUAGCGACCCUGGAAAAAUUUUAGAUUUAGUAAUGAAUCUUAAUGAUGAUACAUGUGCACAAUCACAAAUAAAAAUAAAUGCAUACGUAAGACUCUUAUAUAACAAAUUGUAUUGUGUAAAAAUUUUGAUAGCCUUUAUAUUGGCUUUUCUUACAUUCAUCUUGUGUUUUCAGUUAGCGGAAGAAUGCGAUGCUGAAUUGGUACUGCUAAUAAUAAUUAACGGAGAUCGUAUGGAAGCCUAUAUAGAAGCAGUGGGAACAACUGUUCUAUUGCGUAAACGUAAAAUUGAUGUGAGAUUUUUUAGAAAAAUAAAUUUUAAAUUAAGUCGGUAAAACAUAUGCGGUA